Messenger RNA from Fukomys damarensis (Damara mole-rat), 1656 nucleotides. It is a transcript of the gene Mmp12, whose product is annotated as matrix metallopeptidase 12. Gene Ontology annotation, molecular function: zinc ion binding; metalloendopeptidase activity. The record is from RefSeq and is a predicted model, not a curated record. Bases 31 to 1446 code for a protein of 471 amino acids. Gene Ontology annotation, cellular component: extracellular matrix. Gene Ontology annotation, biological process: extracellular matrix organization; proteolysis; collagen catabolic process. The transcript has 10 exons. Lineage: Eukaryota; Metazoa; Chordata; Mammalia; Rodentia; Bathyergidae.
AGCAAAGCCAUUCUGGAGGGAGAAGCAACAAUGAAGUUUCUUCUACUGAUUCUGGUCCUGCUGGUCCCUUCAUUUGGAAAUGUCCUCCCUGAUUAUACAGACUUGAGCAAAUAUAGACAAGUUGCUAAGGAGUAUUUGAUGAAUUUUUAUGGCCUUAAUGAAACAGAGAGCAAUCCAAUGAACAAAAUGAAAUUAAACACACACCUUCUAGAGGAAAAAAUCCAGCAAAUGCAGAAGUUCUUUGGGCUAAAAGUGACUGGGCAACUGGACAGACCUACUCUGGAGAUAAUGCGUGCACCUCGAUGUGGAGUGCCUGACGUGCAACAUUUCAGGACUCAGCCCGGGAGGCCAGUGUGGAGGAAGCAUUUUAUCACAUACAGAAUAAAAAACUAUACUCCCGACAUGAGGUAUAAGGAUGUUGAUGAUGUCAUUCAGAAAGCUUUUCAAGUAUGGAGCGAUGUGACCCCCCUGAAAUUCAAAAAGAUCAAUGUAGGCGAGGCUGACAUCAUGAUAUUUUUUGCUUAUGGAGAUCAUGGUGACUUCAACUCUUUUGAUGGCAGAGGUGGAAUCUUAGCUCAUGCUUUUGGACCUGGACCUGGCAUUGGAGGAGACACACAUUUUGAUGAGGCAGAAACCUGGAGUAAAACUUCCACAGGCACAAACCUGUUCCUUGUUGCUGUUCAUGAGAUUGGCCACUCCCUGGGGCUUGAUCAUUCCAGGGAUAGAAAGGCCAUAAUGUUUUCCCACUAUGGUUAUCUUGACCCCAACAGAUUUCGUCUCUCUGCUGAUGACAUCCGUAGCAUUCAAAUCCUCUAUGGGGGUCCAGCAGGGCACCAACCAACAUCAUAUCCUGAUCGUAGAACACCAGUUACCUGUGACCCCAACUUGCGUUUUGAUGCUGUCACUAAAAUGGGAGAUAAAAUUGUUUUCUUUAAAGACUGGUUCUUCUGGUGGAAGCUUCCUGAGGAAACAACAGUCGGAGUUAGCUUAAUUUCUUCCUUAAUGUCAAACUUGCCACGUGGUAUUCAAGCUGCUUAUGAAAUUGAAGCCAGAAAUAAAGUUUAUCUUUUUAAAGAUGAUAAGUACUGGUUAAUUAGUUCUUUGAGACCACAGCCAAGCUAUCCCAGGAGCAUAUAUUCUCUGGGCUUACCCCGUAAUGUGAAAAAAAUUGAUGCAGCUCUUUUCAACCCAGUGAACUAUAAGACUUACUUCUUUGUAGAUGACCUAUAUUGGAGAUAUGAUGAAAGGAGAAAGUUCAUGGACCCAAAUUUUCCCCAACUGACUACCCGGGACUUCCCAGGAGUUGGGCCUAAAAUUGAUGCAGUUUUCUACUUCAAAGGACACUAUUAUUUCUUCCAAGGACCUAACCAACUUGAAUAUGAUAUCCAGCUACACCGCGUCACCAAAGUGCUGAAAAGCAAUAGCUGGUUUGGUUGUCAGGAAUGAUGUGUUUAAUGGUGUUUAACAAUUCACUUCAGUUUAAUUAAUAUUUAUUACAUAUAUGCUAUGUUCUCAGAGUACCAUUGCGUGAUGAUAUGUAUCAUAAAAUGAGGUAAAAAUCUAUAGGCCACAGAUAAAUGAUCAUGGAGAUAAAUGAUUAUAUAAAGUGUAAACCCUUACUAUCUAAUUUUGUUUGAUUCUAUUAUUAAGUUUAAA